Molecule: messenger RNA, 747 nt
Organism: Penicillium chermesinum
Lineage: Eukaryota; Fungi; Ascomycota; Eurotiomycetes; Eurotiales; Aspergillaceae
Exons: 3
Coding region: 1-747 (248 amino acids)
Molecular function (GO): oxidoreductase activity, acting on the CH-OH group of donors, NAD or NADP as acceptor
Source: RefSeq, a predicted model, not a curated record
AUGGCAUCAGUCGCAAAGCACCUAAAAACGGCCAUUGUAACAGGUGGCGCAAGAGGAAUCGGCCAGGGAAUAGCCCUGAAACUCGCGAGCACAGGCUACGACGUCACCAUCGCAGACCUUCCCUCCAUGUCCGGCGAAGCAACAGCAACAGCAAAGCAGAUUGAAGGUCUGGGCCGGAAAGCCUUCGUCGCCCUCGGCGACGUAUCCGUCCGGUCGAGCGUAGAAAGGAUGGUCGCAGACCACGUGAAGAACCUAGGACCUUUAUUCACCAUGGUUGCUAACGCCGGGGUCUGCGAGAUCAAGCCGCUGCUCGACGUCACCGAGGAAGACAUGCGGCGCAUGUACAGCGUUAAUGUAUUCGGCCUGUUCAACUGCUACCAGGCCGCCGCGAAACAGAUGAUCAGCCAGGGCACGCCGGGCCGGCUGAUUGGAGGGGCGAGCAAAUUUGCUGUACGGGGAUUAACGCAGGGCAUGGCGAUGGAGAUGGCGCCGUACGGGAUCAGAGUUAACGCGUAUUGCCCUGGUAUCCAUGCGACGCCAAUGUGGGACGAGAUCGAUGCCAGCCUGGGGAAACUGGAGGGGAGGGCGAAGGGCGAAACCUUGAAGAAAUAUAGCGAGGCGAUCGCAUUGGGGAGAACAGGGACGCCGGAAGAUGUUGCAAAGUUAGUGGCGUUCUUGGCUAGCGACGAAAGCGAGUAUAUGACCGGGCAAAGCAUUUGCAUUGACGGGGGAAUCAUCUUCACUUGA